CUGAAGUUAUAUUUUGCUUGGCAGAAACAACGUUUCCGCUCGCUUGAUUAAGUUAGAUCCAAACCCACUCUCCCCAAUUUAUACGGUAAUCUCACCCGCGCCGACAGCUAGCCUAUGGUGCCCAUCAUGUCGCCGCAUCAAAAGCGACUUUUCCCGUUACUCUGUGUGCACAAGUCUUGUCCUUUAACCUGUGCGCAUUCCAAGGCCUAAUCAUUCAGACGCCAUCCACACCUGCGGUGAGAGUGAAGUGGCGCGAUAUCCCAUUCGCCAUCCCGAAUUGGAGGGCCAUGACGAACUCCACGCCCACAAUUGCCUGGAUCUGUCUCGCUGCAAUCCAGGUAGAGGCAGCAGCGGCCCUAUUGGAAGAUGCCCGUCAAGAUACCUCGCCGCCGCAGCCUGAUAACCUCAAAGUUUAUGUCGGCACGAUUGGGCUUGCCCAUGUCGUCGUCUUUCAUACUCUGACUUCGCUUUCGAUAGCAGAUGUCGAGACCCGAGUAGAGACCAUAACGCCGCACCUCCAGACACUUCAGGCUGUCGUCAUCACUGGUCGUAUAGCUCAGCAGUCGCCGGAUGCCUGUCCCGGGGACUUAUUUAUCAGUCCAUCCUCACAAGUCGCCAACGGUCCUGAUGCCUCGGCCAGAAAAGACUUGGUGCAGUGCGCUCUCCGUGUGCUCCAUGGAGAGACUGGAGAUGAUGGAUCUUGGCUCUCAACGAACCAUCCACAAAGCGAGUCUCCUGCCUCCGUCAUCGGCGAACGAGACACUGCGAACUCUCCGCGUCUUCAUUACCUUCAAGAUUUCGACCAGGUGAAGAGAUUUAGGGUGUUGGAUGAAGCAGGCCUGAGGUUCUGGGACAACAAAUCCCCCACGGUUGUUGUACUCGGGAUUGAUGAUGUGGAGUCGUCAGGGCGUGACCUCCUGGUGCCGAACGCUGCCUUGAAUACGGCGUCAUAUGCGAAAGAACUUAUCCAGCUCAUGGCUGAUCCAUCAGUCAGGGAGAUUCCGACUCUGGAAGGGACAGAGAAAGUCGUCCCCGCUCCGCCAGCUCCACAGCUACCUCCAUUUCCCCUACACCAGUAUCCCACACAUGGCAACGAAGUUCUGCUGGUAAUCCCAACCGAAAACGACAGCAAGAAAGCGAUCAUCCGGGAAUGUAUAGGAGAGCGAAACCCUACCGGUCUGAAAGUUCACACCAUCACCGUGCCUGUGGAAUCGAACGCAGGCGAGCAGCCCUAUAACAAGGCCGGCGCCCUAGGGGCGUAUCACCGCGUCAGUAACGCCCUUGCUAGACUGCACGGCGCAGAGUUCGCAGCCGUUUUUGCACAGAACAGAAUAGGAACCGUCAUGGCCGUGUCCAUCGAGAACUACAUCCAGACGCAGGACGUUGACCGCCCGGCCGACUUCGCCAUCGGGGUUGUUCAUAACGCCACGACCAACAGGACCGGCGCGUGCGCGUCCAGGGGCGUGACGCUUCCGCCCGAGUACGUCCGCCGGGCUCGACGGUUCGGCAAUGAUGGAGAUGAAGACCACGGCAAGAUCACCGUCGGCCAGGUCCUGGCGGCGCGUGUGCCGGGACUGGAUAAAGCUAACUGGCACGCGGUGCUCGCUGGAUGCUCAAGGUAUGAUCUCUUGAAGGAGGCUCUUAGGGGGAUGCCUAUCCCGUGGUAGAUCCACGGUUCUAUCUGGUGUAGAAUAUUAUUUACUCUCGCAAAUACGCAUGUAGAGAUAAAACCGGGUGGGUGAGAAAUGAGAAUUUCAAAUUAUAGGACCUUUUCCUCCUAUGAAAAGAACUCGAAGAAGGAAAGGGUUUUUAGACUAGCAUCAUCAAUAUGACUCUCGACCUGUCGGUGUAUACCCCCUAGACCAUUGAGUUAUUGUGUAGAAUACGACUUCGGAUUUUCCUGUACGAUCCUCCCCAAUACCACCAAACUGCGAG
Hyaloscypha bicolor E is the source of this 1935-nucleotide messenger RNA. RefSeq lists its product as uncharacterized. The transcript is spliced from 2 exons. Gene Ontology annotation, molecular function: catalytic activity. Gene Ontology annotation, biological process: nucleoside metabolic process. The record is from RefSeq and is a predicted model, not a curated record. Lineage: Eukaryota; Fungi; Ascomycota; Leotiomycetes; Helotiales; Hyaloscyphaceae. Bases 288 to 1667 code for a protein of 459 amino acids.